GCUGUAAGCUCUGAAGCAGCAGGGAACAAGGAAAUGACGAGAUGACACGUCAAUAAACAUUCAUGUGCAAGAAUGUCAGUAACUUCUAAAACCUUUUUACUUUCGUUAAAGAUGAUUACUAACCCGCGGAGGUUGUGAGGUCACCUUAACAAAGAGUUGGGCUCAGCCGUUUUAUCGAUGGUGCCUUAUCUGUUGUUUCGCUCAAACGCGGACUGUUUCAGUCGAUCAACUCGUUUUGUUUUCAAGCGAAGCAUUUGAGAUUCUUUUGUAAAGAGCUACUGCUUUUGUAUGAUCCGGUGAACUGAUGGACCUCGUUAUAAAGGAUGAAAUGAAUCAGGAGGACUGGAUGUCACGUUUGCCAGAGAAACUCUGGGAUGUCCCUUUAACAUGUCUCUCAAUACCAGGUAGCCACGAUGCAAUGAGCUACUGUCUGGAUAUCACUUCUCCACUGCUCCGAUCUGAGUCAGACACAUUUAGGUUUCUGGAUGGAGUUUUCUGCUGUUUCACCAGGCCAGCUAUUCGCAAAUGGGCUACUACUCAGGUGCAAAACAUUGUGGAGCAACUUACAGCAGGCAUUCGAUACUUUGAUCUUCGAAUUGCCCACAAACAGUGUGAUUCUUCCAAAGAGCUUUACUUCACUCACGUCAUUUACACGCAUGCAAUGGUCAUUGAAACUCUACAGACUGUUGCUUCAUGGCUUGAAUCUCAUCCCAAAGAAAUCAUCAUUCUAGCUUGUAGUCAUUUUGAAGGGCUGGAUUAUAAAAUGCAUGAAGAAUUUAUCUAUUCUCUGAAGAAAAUCUUUGGCUCUAAACUGUGCCCUCGCGACGAGGCCUUAUUGACCUUGCGGAGUCUGUGGUCUUCAGGCUAUCAGGUUGUGCUGUCAUAUGAAGACCAGUCAGCAUCCCGUUAUAAGGAGUUGUGGCCUUGUAUCCCAUACCUUUGGGCCAAUAAACCUAAUGCAGAAGAGUUGAUCUACUAUCUCGAAUGCCAGAAACGGCUUGGUCGACCUGAAGGUUUUUUUGUAGCUGGCCUGAACCUAACGACAGAUCGAUGUUUCAUUGCCUCACAUCCUCGGGUGUCUCUCCGAACUUUGACCAUGGAGAACUGGAACCAUGUGAAGAUAUGGUUAGAAGACCAGAAACCAGGAGCUGAACCCACAUGUCUAAACAUAAUAGCAGGCGACUUCAUUGGUCCUGUACCAUUUUGUUCCCUUGUUAUUGGUCUUAACAAAAAACUGCUUUAAGGGUGGGUUGAUAUGAAGCCUUUAUGGCAUGUGAAGGCCUUUUUUAAGGAAUCAUUUGGGAUACAAACCCAAGGUUUACAAGUGAUCUAAAAAGUAUUCAG
Molecule: messenger RNA, 1344 nt
Organism: Puntigrus tetrazona (Sumatra barb)
Lineage: Eukaryota; Metazoa; Chordata; Actinopteri; Cypriniformes; Cyprinidae
Gene: plcxd1.2
Product: PI-PLC X domain-containing protein 1
Exons: 6
Coding region: 305-1243 (312 amino acids)
Biological process (GO): lipid metabolic process
Molecular function (GO): phosphoric diester hydrolase activity
Source: RefSeq, a predicted model, not a curated record